AUGAUGGAGAAGAAUGAGACAAGACAUCUCACCUGUGAGGAAAUUGGGGUGACACCAGGGGGCUCAUUACUUCCAAAGACCAAACAGAAAGCAAAAAGAGGAAGAGAGCGUGAAUCUCACGAAGACAAAAAAUGGAAGAAGAAGAAAACUGAGAUUAACGAGAUUUCAGCCAUACAACAAGCACAAGAAGUCAUGGCACAGGUUCAACACAGACUUGAGGAGAAAAUCAAAAACAAUGCCAAGACCAACAAAGAAUUUAUGAACUUCAUCAGGGACAAUAUGGCAUAUGACAAUAUACAGAAAACCACUAUUGGUGUGUUUGGAAAGACGGGAGAUGGUAAAAGCUCCCUGAUAAAUGCCAUCCUAGAUGAGGAGGAGCUGUUACCGACAGGGACACUCGAUGCCUGUACAUCAGUCAUCAUACAAGUGGAGGCUGGGGCUGAGAAAGACCAGUACACAGCAACUAUUGAAUUCAUCUCAAAAGAGGCCUGGGAAAAUGAGCUAAAGAGCCUUCUAGAUUUUGUAGCAGAACGAAAUGAGAGGGAUGAAACCAUCUGCAAAAUGGCAGAAGACAAAAUCAAAGCACUGUAUGGAAAGAAUGCAACUGGAAAAAGCUUUGAUGAACUCAUGAAGGACGAUCGUUCACCAGUUAUUGCAGCCAUGCUCAGGUCAAAUACUAAAACCAUCUCAAGGUUUCAGGCAUCAGAUCUCUCUGAAGCAAUCAUGCCUUAUAUUCAACAUCAAGAGUCUGAUCUUGGGGGACUCUAUUGGCCAGUAGUGAAGACUGUGAGAAUCAAAGUGCCAGAUCACAAAGAGCUUCUACAGAACAUCGUGCUAGUUGAUCUCCCUGGAAAUGGAGACUGUAAUCAGACCAGAGACGAGAUGUGGAAAUCAAUGUUAAGGGAGUGCACAGCUGUUUGGGUUGUGAGUAAUAUCAAUCGAGCCGCAUCUGACAAGGCAGCCUGGGAAAUCCUGAAGAGCAGCAUGACAGAUAUGGUUCAGGGAGGGGCAUGCACUCGCAUCACUUUCAUCUGCACCAAAACUGAUGAUAUGGAUCCCAAGACUUACAUGAGAUCAUUAAAGUCAAAAAAGUCAGUCUUUCUUUUUAACCAACAUUUUUUGUGUAUACUGAACAAUGAAGAUCUACAAAUCACAGCAGGCAAUGAGUCAGACAAAAAGCUUAAAUGCAUACAGCACAGGAAUAACAUGGCCAAGAAUCGUGUGAAACAAGAGUUUGAAAAACAGUUUCCACUCCAGAAAUAUUACAUCAGAAGCUUUUCAGUGUUUACUGUAAGUUCACAGGAGUUCUGCUCAGAGGAGCCAUAUCUGAAACAGGAGGACACAGAGAUACCAAAGCUGAGAGAGGUGCUGAGGAGGCUUAACCACAGUAACGCCAACAGAGUGGCCUCACAGUAUUUAACAAAUGCCACAGGCAUCCUGUCCCUCAUACAGACAUCCAAAGAUAACAACGAGGAGAUGAAUAUGGACAAAGCAAAGCUGCACAAUGAGCUGAGGAAGAAGCUGGACGAUGAACUGAAAUGUCUACGGUUUGAUCAUUUAGAGCCAUGUUACGAUGAACUGGAGAAGUACCUCUCAGAUGGAGUUAAAAAGUCAGAGAGGAAAUGUGCUGAAAUAACCAAGAAAAACGUGGAUGUACCAGUUGAAAAAAAUGGACGUGGAUACCAUCAGACACUAUCAGCCUUGUGCAGAAAUAAAGGUUACUUCAGGUCAAACGAUGGAGAAACAAGAGACCUGAACAGGUCUUUGGCUGAAAUUAUGUAUGAAAGCAUCAAUGAAAAGUUUAAUGCCUUGUUCCCAAAUAAAGGGGAAACUAGACUGUCAGUGCGGGAGAAGGUCAAACGAUUCAGUAUCUUCUCGAUCAGUGUCACUGAGGGCUACAGCAACCCUGCCGCAAUGACUCACAUUCUGAGGUUCUUAAAAGCUGAGGAAGGCAAACUGAAGCGUAUGAUAUAUAGAGAGAUUGCGCAACAAAAGAAGGAAAUAUAUGCAUCAAUCACAGAUACCAUCAAAGAAGAGAUGCUUCCUGGCUACAACAAGGCUGAAGAAUGUGUUGGAACGAGAUCCAUGUUGGUGAAGCAGAGAGUACUGAUACAACAUACUGAGUCACUGAAGCACACCAUGUUCAACAAAGCAAAGAACAGGAUGCUGGUUUCGUUCAGAAAUCUGACGAAACUUAUCGAGAUCAUGUUGAGAGAGAACCUACUGGAAGCUAUGGCUCAUGCACUGACUGAAUCCAACUUCCCGUUUAGCUUGGAUGUCAGCAUUGAAAUUGCAGCACUGGAGAUGUUAUCUGCCCUAACUGAUGAAUAACAGCGCCAAGAAUCUAUUGAAGAGUGGGUUUUUAUGUAGCCAUGCCAUAGAGUGUCAGAAAUAGAAAAACAGGCCCUGGACUCUGUAAAGGCUUGGCACUUAAAUGUUUUAAUAAUGUAAGAAUGUUAGAUAUAGAAAACAAGCCCUGGGCUCUGUAAAGCGCCUUGAGACAAUUGUAUUGUUUGGGCGCUAUAUAAAUUAAAUUGCAUUGAAUUAAAUUGAAAACAUGACCCAGUUUAAAAAUAAAUGUAGAUCCCGUUAGUAGAGUUUGCUUCAUUACAAGUGCAGAAUGAAGAGGCUGAAAAGUUGUCCUUUUUAGCUGAUUAUUACUCACUUUGGCAUUACAUAAUUAAAAUUCAGACGUGCUGUUGCAGUGAAUCUCUUUAAUGUAACUACUGUCUAUAAACCUACUGCCUAUUCAAUGGAUUAUGUAUUAUUUUCACUUUUCAUUUUAUGCUUCAUUUAACAUUUCUGUGCUCAAACGUUUUUUAUGCCAAUAUACACAUAGAUGUCAAAAUGGCGGCGCGCACAGAUGCGGCGGCUCCUUGCUUUCCAGGGUGGUGUUUUGUGUAUACCGUUUUGUACU
Molecule: messenger RNA, 2917 nt
Organism: Clupea harengus (Atlantic herring)
Lineage: Eukaryota; Metazoa; Chordata; Actinopteri; Clupeiformes; Clupeidae
Product: nuclear GTPase SLIP-GC-like
Exons: 17
Coding region: 1-2331 (776 amino acids)
Molecular function (GO): GTPase activity
Source: RefSeq, a predicted model, not a curated record